Fukomys damarensis (Damara mole-rat) is the source of this 1415-nucleotide messenger RNA. It is a transcript of the gene Usf2, whose product is annotated as upstream transcription factor 2, c-fos interacting. The transcript is spliced from 7 exons. The annotation marks the transcript as partial. Gene Ontology annotation, molecular function: RNA polymerase II cis-regulatory region sequence-specific DNA binding; protein dimerization activity; DNA-binding transcription factor activity, RNA polymerase II-specific. NCBI's taxonomy places the organism in Eukaryota, Metazoa, Chordata, Mammalia, Rodentia, Bathyergidae. The record is from RefSeq and is a predicted model, not a curated record. Gene Ontology annotation, biological process: regulation of transcription by RNA polymerase II.
CCUGCCCCUGCCCCAGCCCCAGCGCCCGUCUCGUCGCUCUGUUGCCCCCUGCAGGUGACAUACCGCGUAGUCCAGGUGACUGAUGGUCAGCUGGAUGGCCAGGGCGACACAGCUGGUGCCGUCAGCGUCGUGUCCACAGCUGCCUUCGCGGGGGGGCAGCAGGCUGUGACCCAGGUGGGUGUGGACGGGGCAGCCCAGCGCCCCGGCCCCGCUGCUGCCUCUGUGCCCCCAGGUCCUGCCGCACCCUUCCCGCUGGCUGUAAUCCAAAAUCCCUUCAGCAAUGGUGGCAGCCCGGCGGCUGAGGCUGUCAGUGGCGAGGCACGGUUUGCCUACUUCCCCGCAUCCACUGUGGGAGAUACAACGGCUGUGUCUGUACAGACUACAGACCAGAGCUUGCAGGCUGGAGGCCAGUUCUAUGUCAUGAUGACUCCUCAGGACGUGCUUCAGACAGGAACGCAGAGAACGAUUGCACCCCGGACACACCCCUACUCUCCAAAAAUUGAUGGAACCAGAACACCUCGAGAUGAGAGACGGAGAGCUCAGCACAAUGAAGUGGAGCGGAGGCGGAGGGACAAGAUCAACAACUGGAUCGUCCAACUUUCAAAAAUCAUUCCAGAUUGUAACACAGACAAUAGCAAGACAGGAGCGAGUAAAGGGGGCAUCCUGUCGAAGGCCUGUGACUAUAUCCGGGAGCUGCGCCAGACCAACCAGCGCAUGCAGGAGACCUUCAAGGAGGCUGAGCGGCUGCAGGUAGACAAUGAGCUCCUGAGGCAACAGAUCGAGGAGCUGAAGAAUGAGAACGCCCUGCUUCGAGCCCAGCUGCAGCAGCACAACCUGGAGAUGGUGGGCGAGAGUGCCCGGCAGUGAUGCCCGCUCUGCCAUGACGCCCCGCCCCCAGCCCUUAGCACAGAGAGGGACACAUGCCCUCCCCCAGCUGCGUUUUUUAUAGUAGAUUUUUAACAAAAAUGAAAUGAAAUAAUGCAUUUCUGUGGAUACAUUACCCACUGCCCUCCUCUACUUGGAAAUGACCCCCUCCCACCUGUCUGUCCACUUCCUUUCUCCAGCCCUCCCCAGGCCCCAGCACUCCUGGUGGUCAUACCAGGGGGCGAGAGGGAGGAGGACAGAGGCCUUGCCAUUUCCUGCUGCCUCCUUGGUCUCUAGAGGUACUGAGACAGGGUGCUUAUGGGAAGGAGGGAGCUUUUGGGGGGCCACCCUGGGGCCUGGACCUAAGCAGGAAGGUCAUGCCCCACUCCACCUCUGUUUCUGGAUCCCUGCUCCCCUUUGGGUGUGUGAGUGUGCGUGCGUGCGUGCGUGUGUGUGCGUUUUAAUUUUCUUUAUGGAAAAAUGGACAAAAAGAGAGAGAGGUAUUUAACUGCAAUAAACUGGCCCCAUGUGGCCCCCGCCUUGUCUGUCAA